Vigna unguiculata (cowpea) is the source of this 3209-nucleotide messenger RNA. Its product is annotated as galactoside 2-alpha-L-fucosyltransferase-like. Gene Ontology annotation, biological process: cell wall biogenesis; xyloglucan biosynthetic process. Gene Ontology annotation, cellular component: Golgi apparatus; membrane. Lineage: Eukaryota; Viridiplantae; Streptophyta; Magnoliopsida; Fabales; Fabaceae. The record is from RefSeq and is a predicted model, not a curated record. Gene Ontology annotation, molecular function: galactoside 2-alpha-L-fucosyltransferase activity.
AUACAAUUCUAAAUUAGAGUGAUGGCAGAUGGGAACAGUUUGAAGAGUUUCAAAAUAUUGUUAGUUGCAGCUUCCAUGACCUUUUCCAUUUUGAUCAUAUUUUUUUGCACAUACCAAAACUCAAUCUCUAUAGGUCCAAAGAAUAAUCUAUUUGAAGAUGUGAAGGAUAAUCUAAUUCUAUCUAAAAUCACUGAUGACAAGCUUCUCGGUGGACUUUUAGUUUCCUCAUUUGGUGAAGCAUCGUGCAUUAGUAGGUUUGAAUCUUACUUGUACCGGAAAACUUCUUCUUACAAACCUUCUAAAUAUUUGAUAUCUAAGCUACGAAACUAUGAACAUCUUCAUCAAAGUUGUGGACCUAAUACUAAAUCUUACAAUGAAACCAUGAAAGAGGGUGCACAAUUUGAAAAACAUGAUGUUGAUUCAAGAUGUAAAUAUGUUAUCUGGAUAGCCGAAAAUGGCUUAGGGAACAGGAUGUUAUCCAUGGUUUCAACAUUUCUUUAUGCAAUCCUUACAGACCGCCUUGUUAUUGUUAGAUUUGACGAUGAUAUGUCAAAUCUCUUUUGCGAGCCAUUUCCUAAUUCUUCAUGGUUGUUGCCCAAGAACUCUCCUUUUUCAAAUGAUUUGAAACAAUUUAAAACAUUUGAAAGCAUGCUUACAAAUAACAAUGAAAACAAUUCACAAGAGCUUUUGCCAUCAAUUAUUUUUCUUACUUUAAUGAACUACAAUCUUGGUGAUACUCGUUUUCAUUGUGAUCAAAAUCAAGAUCUUCUUCAAAAAAUUCCUAUAUUGAUUUUACAGGCAGAUCAAUAUUUUGCCCCUACUUUUUUUAUGAUAUCCUCUUUUAGACAAGAUUUAUACAAAAUGUUCCCAGACAAAGAUACUAUUUUUCACCAUCUAGGACGCUACCUUUUUCACCCAUCAAAUGAGGUUUGGGAAGGAAUUCGAAAAUAUUAUGAGACACACCUAGGCAAAGAAAAUGAGAAGAUUGGCGUACAAAUUAGAGUAUUUAAUGCCGAGCAAACACCAGAAAUCAUUAUCAAUGAAACUAUAUCUUGCAUCCAUCAAAAUAAGUUGCUGACAAAAUUCAACAUGCAGAGCUCAAUGAAACCUCCUUUGGAGAAAAAUACCUCAAAAGUUGUUCUAGUGGUUUCUUUAUACUCGAAAUAUGGUGAGAGUCUAAAGAGUAUAUAUGAGAGUAAUACAAGUUUGAGCACUGGAAUAAUAAAAGUGUAUCAGCCAAGUCACGAAGAGCAUCAAAAGUUAGGAGAUAACAUGCACAACAUCAAGGCAUGGACCGAAAUAUAUUUGUUGGGUUUGUGUGAUGCAUUGGUUACAAGUACUUGGUCCACUUUUGGGUACGUUGCUAAUGGUCUUGCAGGUUUGAAACCAUUGAUUUUGCAAAAUGUACAUGGAAAAAUUGUCCCAAAUCCACCUUGUCAACAAAACAAUUUGGAACCUUGUCUCCAUAUUCCUCCAAAGUAUGAUUGUCGGACCAAUACCCCGUUCAAUGAUACUUUUACUUUUUAUAAUACGAAACACUGCGAAGAUUAUCCAGGAGGAAUAAAGAUAAUUAAUAUAUUUGUCAUUCUUUUGGAUCAAAUACAAUUUCAAAAUAGAAUGAUGGCUGAAGGGAACAAUUUGAAGAGUUUCAGAACAUUAGUAGUUGCAGCUUCCAUGACCAUCCCUAUUUUGAUCAUACUUUUUGUCACACACCAAAACUCAGUAUAUGAUAUCCUCAAAGAAUACAAUGUAUUCAUUGAAAGAGCCAACGAUAUUGCUACUAAUAAACAGAAGACUCAAAAUCCAGAUGUGAAGGAUGAUGAAGAGAAACUUCACGGUGGACUUUUAGUUUCCUCAUUUGAUGAAGCAUCAUGUAUUAGUAGGUUUCAAUCUUAUUUGUAUCGGAAGGCAUCUCCUUACAAACCUUCUAAAUAUUUGAUAUCCAAGCUACGAAACUAUGAAAAUCUUCAUCAACGUUGUGGACCUUAUACUAAGUCUUACAACAAAACCAUGAAAGAGGGUGCAAACUUUAGCAAAAAUGGUGUUGAUUCAAUGUGCAAAUAUCUUAUCUGGACAAUUGCAGAUGGCUUAGGGAAUAGGAUGAUAUCUAUGGUUUCAGCAUUUCUUUAUGCAAUCCUCACAGAUCGCGUCCUUCUUGUUAGAUUUAAUGAUGAGAUGUUGAAUCUCUUUUGCGAGCCAUUUCCUAACUCGUCAUGGAUGUUGCCUGAGAACUUCCCUUUUCCAAAUGAUUUGAAUCAACUUCAAACAUUUGAAAGCAUUAUUGCGAAAAACAAGGAAAACAACUCACAAGACCUUUUGCCAUCAAUUAGUUUUCUUCCUUUAAUGAACUACAAUAGUGGUAAUUCUCGUUUUCAUUGUGAUAAAAAUCAGGAUCUUCUACGAAAAAUUCCCGUGCUGAUUUUACAGUCACAUGAAUAUUUUGUCCCUUCUCUUUAUAUAGUAUCCUCAUUUAGACAAGACUUCGACAAAAUGUUCCCCGACAAAGACACUACUUUUCACCUUCUAGGACGUUACCUUUUCCAUCCAUCAAAUAUAGCGUGGGAACGAAUUAAGAAUGUAUAUAAGGAACACCUAGCCAAGGUAAAUGAAAGGAUUGGGUUGCAAAUUAGAAUAUAUAAUAUUCGUGAUACACCAGAAGAAACCAUUAUCAAUGAAACUAUAUCUUGCCUCGAGCAAAAUAAGUUGUUGCCAAAAUUCAACAUGAGUUCUCCUUUGGAAAAGAAUACCUCAAAAGUUAUUUUAGUGGUUUCUUUAUACUCAAAAUAUGGUGAGGGGCUAAAGAGUAUAUAUGAAAGUAAUACAAGUUUGAGCAAGGAAGUAAUAAAAGUGUAUCAGCCAAGUCAUGAAGAGAAUCAAAAUUCAGGUGAUAACAUGCACAACAUUAAGGCAUGGGUCGACAUAUAUUUGUUGGGUUUGUGUGAUACAUUGGUUACAAGCCCAGGGUCCACUUUUGGGUAUGUUGCUCAUAGUCUUGGAGGAAUGAAGCCAUUGAUUUUGAAAAGUAUAGAUGGAAAAACUAUCCCAGAUCUACCUUGUCAACGACUCAAGGACAUGGAACCUUGUUACUAUGAUCCUCCCAAUUAUAAUUGUGCCUCUGAUAUCCCAGUCGAUUACACUUCUAUUUUUCAUAAUAUUAAACGUUGUAUAGAUCUACCACAAGGAAUGAGGAUAAUUAAUACGUAGGAUUA